This is a messenger RNA of Thamnophis elegans (Western terrestrial garter snake), 3315 nucleotides long. RefSeq names its product butyrylcholinesterase (gene BCHE). Gene Ontology annotation, biological process: choline metabolic process; acetylcholine catabolic process. Gene Ontology annotation, molecular function: acetylcholinesterase activity. The transcript has 3 exons. Lineage: Eukaryota; Metazoa; Chordata; Lepidosauria; Squamata; Natricidae. Bases 1 to 1812 code for a protein of 603 amino acids. The record is from RefSeq and is a predicted model, not a curated record. Gene Ontology annotation, cellular component: plasma membrane.
AUGAUGCAUACCAAUGGGAUGUGGAGCCACACAAAAAUUAUCAUGUGGUUUCUUCUGUUCUGUAUGUUUGUCAAGAUGGUGUUCCCUGCUGGAGAUGACACCAUCAUUGCUACUAAGAAUGGAAUGGUCAAAGGUAUUAAUUUACCUGUUCUUGGUGGAACAGUUACUGCAUUUCUUGGGAUUCCUUUUGCAACACCACCUAUUGGUAGGCUACGUUUCAAAAAGCCAGAAUCUCGAGAAGAAUGGAAAGGAACUUGGGAUGCAACCAAGUUUGCCAACUCUUGCUUUCAACUCCUAGAUAAUACUUUCCCUGGCUUUGAAGGAUCAGAGAUGUGGAAUCCAAACACAAAACUUAGUGAAGACUGCCUUUAUCUCAAUGUAUGGGUUCCUUCCCCCAAGCCUAAAAAUGCAUCAGUCAUGGUAUGGAUUUUUGGAGGUGGCUUUCACAGUGGAACAUCUUCACUCUCUGUUUAUGAUGGCAAGUUUCUAGCUCGUGUGGAAAGAGUCAUUGUCGUAUCAAUGAAUUAUAGAGUAGGGCCUUUUGGAUUCUUGGCUUUGCCAGGAAAUGAAGGCGCCCCAGGAAAUGUAGGUUUGUUUGAUCAAAGGCUGGCACUUCAGUGGAUCCAUGACAACAUAGGAAACUUUGGAGGUAAUUCUAAAAGUGUGACCUUGUUUGGAGAAAGUGCUGGAGCAGGAUCUGUUAGCUUCCAUCUUCUUUCUCCUCAAAGCUAUCCUCUCUUCACGAGGGCGAUCAUGCAAAGUGGAUCUGGGAAUGCUCCUUGGGGUGUAAUUCUACCAUCUGAAGCAAGAAAAAGAACUCUAGCUCUAGCUGAACUCCUCCACUGUACUGGCAAUGAAACUGAGAUCAUAUUCUGUUUUCAAAACAAGGAACCCCAAGAGCUAUUGGAGAAAGGAGAAGCUUCAACAAUAUACACCGGUCUUAUACAUUUGCAGUUUUGUCCCGUAGUUGAUGGUGACUUUCUUGCUGAUAUACCAGAAAUAUUGCUGAAAAAUGGACACUUUAAACAAACACAGAUCUUGAUGGGAGUAAACAAAGAUGAAGGUACUACUAUGCUUGUGUAUGGUGCUCCUGGCUUCAGCAAAGAUAACGACAGCAUUAUCAAUGAAACAGAAUUCCAGGCAGGUUUGAAAGUUGCUUUUCCACAAUUAAAUGAAAUGGGAUUGGAAUCUAUUGCUUUUCACUACACAGACUGGGAAGAUGAGAAGAAUAUUUUCAAUUAUCGUGAGGCCAUGGAUGAUAUUAUUGGGGAUUACUAUUUCACAUGUCCUUCAGUAGAGUUCAUAAAACAGUUUGCUUUGGCAGGGAACAAUGCUUUUUUUUACUACUUUGAGCACCGAUCUUCAAAACUUGCUUGGCCAGAAUGGAUGGGAGUUCCACAUGGUUAUGAAAUUGAGUUCGUAUUUGGAUUACCUCUAGAGCGAAGAGUUAAUUAUACUAAAGCAGAGGAAGCACUGAGCAGAUCUAUACUGAAGUAUUGGGCAAAUUUUGCAAAAACUGGAACACCCAAUGGAAAUCAGAUUAAUGGAACAAGAUGGCCAGUGUUCACAACCACUGAACAAACAUACUUAGCAUUAGGCACAAAUGCUGCAAAGAUUCAAACAAAAUUGCGGGCUCAGACAUGCCGAUUCUGGAACAUCCUUUUUCCUAAAGUCCGGGAUAUGAAAGAAAAUAUUGAUGAAGCAGAACGAGAGUGGAAAGCAGGAUUCCUUCGCUGGAACAAUUACAUGAUGGACUGGAAAAAUCAAUUUAAUGAUUACACUAGUAAGAGGCAAAGCUGCACAGGUCUCUAAUUAAAAGUUUCGGCCUUUCUGGAAUGCUUGUACUGUCAAAGAUCAAGGCAAACAUGGAGAUAGUUAAUGUAGCAUAUCUAGCAAUAAGACAUAUUAGGCAGGCUCAGUGACCCAUUACAAAUAUACCAUUCUUCCAGGCCCAUUUCUAUUUAUAUCAAUAACUGUUAUGAAAGCACUUCCACCUUUUGAAGCAUCAGGAAAUGUAAAAUAGGCUUAAAGCAAUUAAAGCCAGAGGAUGAUUGAUGUUGAUAUAAUGGCCCCAGUCCAAUAGUAAAUUAUAUACGCUCUUUAAAAAAUCAAGUUGGUUGUGCUAGCUAUGAGCGGUGAUAUUGUUACAUAUUGGAAUAUGCAACUCACUUAAGAAGAAGCUUCAAGGGCUAAACCUUCUUUGGCCAUUUGGCAAAUGGAAUUGUGUACCUUCCAGUGUGCAUACUAGUGCAUUCUUCUCCUACACCUAUACUGAAAUAUCUGAAAAUAGCUUUGACUGAACACGGUAAGAAUGUGGUCAAGACACUGGCCUCAGAGUACAGUGAACACUAAAACCAGGUAUAAUCACUUUACAAACUUUUGCUUCAAUCCAGAAAGAUAAGUAUAGGAAGGGGAAUAUGAUCCAUUGGUCCACCAUAAUCAGCCUUUCCAAAUGCUUGCAAAAAAAGAGAGCUUUAUUUGACAGUUUCCACAACCUUUUCAUUUGCCCAAGAUGACUGUCAAUAAUGGAAGCUGACACCGGAAACAUAUAAAAAUCAGGUUCCAUAUCCCUAGACUCUAGAUCUAAAUUCAAAGGUGCAGCUGAAUGAGCACCUCACUUAUGUUGCAAUAUAAUCAUGCAACUAUAAUUAAUCAGAUUUGGGUAAGAAAAUUACUGUUCAAACAAACAUUUUCAAUCUAUGACAAUCACAACUGCUUUUUCCUUUAGCAAACCACGGAAAUACCAGCAGCAAUAGAGGAAACCCAAAUGGCUUCAGUUUCAACACAGUGUCAUGGCAUUUUGAUAUUGCUUCAGUUUUAGUAUAAUAUUAUGAGGGAGAAAAUGUAUUUCUUCCUUUUUCUUCCCUUCCAGGACUUUUGUCCUCCAUGGUGACAAUAAUCCCAGAAGACAGCAAUAUGUGGUUCAAUAAUUGCAAAUGUUUACUCACUCAAUGCUUCAAUACACUUUGUUGCUUAAUAUAUUUCUUCAUACUGGUACAACUAUACACUGCUGAUCAACACAACUUUCCUAACUAAUUUAAGCAGAGAUUACUAAUCUAAAAAUCUAAACCAGUAAUCAAAUAGCUACCCAAAACUGUCUUUUACCAUCUUGAUUCCAAAAGAUUUCCUAAUAUGAAAAAGGUGGCAAGAGGAAUAGUAGAAAACAAUAACAAACAGGAUAGUAAGCUGCAGAAUUGAGAAACUCUCACGCAUAACAUAUCAACACAUCAUCACAUACACCUAGAUCAGGGGUGUUAAACUCCUGUCAUCACGUUGUCAUCACGUGAUGUAUCGUGACUUUUUCCUCCUUUGCUA